ACAACAUCCAACAGUACAAGCACAUCACCGCAUUAUCAAAUCACUCGGCACCCAACACUUCGGCGACAAUAGAUACCCAUGUAUAACCCAUGGGCAGAGUCAGAGCCACAGAGCUCUGAUACUUGCGAGGGUGAUUCUGCCUCUCAUCAUUCCGCCGCUGAGGAUCCGGCGGAGACGGCAAGCGUCACCGAGACCGGGACCGACAGCGUCUGGCCCGAGCAAGUGGAGACAUCCAACGUCGAUAUCACCGCCGAGAAGCGUCGCCUAAAAGUGUGCGAGGAUUGCCAUAAACGCCACUUCCCACGGCGGGUCAUCCGCUGUGUUGAUGGCACGCAUUAUCUGCCAGAUGGGGCCGUAGGCUCCCCGAGCCAGCGGAACUGCAGCAAUAUUUUCAGGAUCUCUGCCCUCUCCAAAGAGGGUCUUGUUCAGGAUCCCAACAGUAAGAUAGUAUGGAAUCAAAUACCAAAAUAUUACCGUGGAAUUGGCGCUACGGACUGGUAUCCCAUAAGCCAGUUUAUCGGCCUCACCGGUGAAGGAUUCCAGAGCAAGAUUCGCGAUGUUUAUCAUGACUGCUGCUACAAUGCCCCCUGUCCUUCUCAGGACGAGAUCUUCCUGUUUGGCUAUAGCCGUGGUGCCUAUGUCGUUCGUGCUGUUGCCGGCUUGUUUCACUACGUGCGUGCCCUCAAGCCGACGCAGGACAGGAAGACAUGGGACAUGCUCUUCAGGGACUCUCUCAGGAUUUAUACCAAGGUAAAGGACAAGUCGGAGCUAAAUCGCCACGACGAUUGGCUCCGUCUGUCUGCGCACACCACGGAGGCGCCCCGAAUUGCGUUCCUCGGCGCCUUUGACACUGUAAAGUUCCUCAGAGAUAACGGCUUCUAUGACAUAGGUCUCCUCCCAAACGUCGAUUGUGUUCGACAUGCGCUUGCUCUGUUUGAAGACCGGAAGUACAUGAAUCCGCAGUUCUUCUAUGACAAGCUGCAUCCGAGGUCACCCGACGAGAAACCUGCAGACUGGCAAGAGGCUUGGUUUGCCGGGAGCCACUGGAACAUCGGCGGCGCGUGCCCUGGCGACGGCCUCGCCCUGUUGCCUGUGCAGUGGAUGGUCUCGGAGGCGAGAAAGAGUGGCCUCGUCCUGUUUUUCAAGCAAAUCAACCAGCGCAAGAUUGCGGAUCCAACGCAGUACAUCUUUCCCAGCGGCGCCAGGAAGGGGACCGUACAGCUUCAGAACGGCAUUCAUGUCCAACUGUGGAGCCUUAGUGACCCCUUUUCAAAGGAUGACUUCAAUCCAAGGGUUAACAAGACGCUGGAGCCAGCUCCAAUCGAGUCGCAGUACUGGAUUCCUCAUUUCGGAGGACUGUGGAGAGCGGAGAGGAAGAUCUUCCAGGGCGAGAAUCUCCUUGGCCGCUGUGAAGAGUCGAAUGGUGUCUUCAUCCACCCGUCUGUGGUAAUGCAUGACCGCACUACAUCAGAUGUCACUGACGCCAUCAACACGCUUCAAUGCCGAUCAGCGCUCAGAAGCUAUGGCAUUGAAGCUUUCGACGCAAACUCCCUCAGCCCAUGGCUUCCAAAGCCUGGUCGACGCGGGAUCCGGACGUUGCACCCGCGGGUCCUGGUCUGCGGGAGCAUGGGCACCGGCAAGUCUACCCUAAUCAACGGCUACUUGGGGAAAAAAUUAGCUACCGUCGGCCACGGCUCGCGUUCAGUCGAACAUGAUAUCGACAAGGAACUGACUGACGAUUGGAGCCCCAUCACGUUUCAUGAUUCCAGCGGAUUCGAGGCUGGUGCCGAGCAGCAUUACGAGAUCGUGCAGGACUUCCUCGAUCGCAGGAGGAGGAUGUACCCAUUCAGAGAACAACUCCACGUAAUCUGGUACUUCGCCAAGGCAGACGAAGACCGCAUCGCACAGUGCAACAUGGACUUCUUCCGCUGUGUCGACUUUGGCGGGUUGUCUGUGUUGUUGAUAUUCAACCGGGCAGACCGCCUCCGGGACCUCUGCCAGGCUAUCGCAUUCGAAAAGUUCCAGGAGUCUCACCCGGAUAUACAUGAAAUCGAGGGCAUCCCUCAGCACCAACACGGGGAAUGGGAUGCCCUGCGAAGCCACACCAUUGAGGAGAUGAAGCAAAACCGCGUCGCGGACUGGCAGGAGGCCCUUGGGAGGGAGGUAACGGCUUUCUUCACCAGUAAUAAGAGAGAAGAUAAGGAAACCCUGCCGCAGCUGCGAGCAGAGACGAUACGAAGCAUCAAUAGCCCAGCUGUGGCAGGCUUUUACCAAGACGCUCUCGUGAAGCACCUAGACCGGCGGCAUCCCGUUGCCACCAAGAAGGUGGCCGAGUACUGCCAGCAUCUCGACCUGGAGCUGAAGAACAUGAAGGGAAAGACACUGGACGAUAAAUACCUGCAGCUGAGACUGGUUCUCCUCAACCAUCUCCGAGCGACGUUCGGGGUCACUCUCCAGGGCUCGGCGGCCUUCAGUACCAGUCCUAGGCGCGCAAACAUGAGACACAGGGAGAGCUACCAGGAGGUGGUCCGCAGCGGCAUGGCCGGGGCACUAGGAAUCUUCUCUUUUCUCCCCGUCAUGUUCUCUUCCAUUGCCAACCUGUUCUCUUUCCUUAAUGUGUUUACCAUCAUCCUAUCCGUUGGAACUUGGACACUUUUCCGCCCCAUCGUUAGAGCCGACAUGUACCACCGCACGGUGUCCAUCCUCAGCAUCGGUGCGGAGGCCAUCCUAGUAUACGACCGGCUCCUGUGGUACGAUAGCGAGCAGAUCACGCAGCUCGAGAUCGACCUUGCCGAGAACGCGAUCCAGCAGCUCGAGCCGUCCAUCUCCGAGUUCGUGGCGAAGUCGCCCCUGUUGAGCAGCGGGAUCAGGAAGCUACCCUCGCGCGAGGCUGCAGCUGACGUUAUUAGACAUACCGUUGAGCAGUUCCGUCAGCGCCCCCAGGGUGACAAUGAUGGAUCGACGAUAGAUUGGGAGGAGGGGGUUGAGGACGGGGAGGACUGAUGGCUGCAAUAACACAUAUCUUCUUUAAUAGGUAGUGUGGCAAUACUUUCAAGUUUUCUCAAGGUAGUCUUAGCUAAUAUCCACUCUGAUUAUCUAUUUAUUUGGGAAUUCCAACAACCUCUGAAGAGCUAGAUAAGGCUUCGAUGCGGGGAUCGAGCCUUACGCUGCCGUAACAGAGCGGAAGAAAUGACUCCGAGGCUCUCGACUGGUCCUCAAUAUCAUCCCAAUCGAUAUUCCAUUCGUUAAAGCGCAUGCUCAAGUCCGGUUGUAGGUAGAAAUAGAUUGACAAUUCCUGCCUAUAUUGCCAAGUUUGAACGUACCCUAUACGAAGCAAAUGGGCAAAGCUAGCCAGAUGUCAAUAAAAUAUCCAGCUUUCGC
Molecule: messenger RNA, 3381 nt
Organism: Hyaloscypha bicolor E
Lineage: Eukaryota; Fungi; Ascomycota; Leotiomycetes; Helotiales; Hyaloscyphaceae
Exons: 11
Coding region: 79-3003 (974 amino acids)
Source: RefSeq, a predicted model, not a curated record